CCUACCCUCAUGUCUACGCUGCUACAUUUGAACCACGAUGUCCUUCGCUGCAUCUACGACAAUCUCAGCUUCAGUGACAGCCUAUCACUCGCUUCCACCUGUGCUCACAUGCGACUUUUGCUACGUCCUCUGCUUUUUGCAUCGUGCCGAUGGCGCCACAAUAGGGUGCCACCCCGGACUUUAUGGCCCUUCAUUAGACACCUUCACAUCGAUACAGACCAAUCGUACCUGCAUCCUGACUUCUUCCACGAUCUCCGUCAGCUGCGGUCCGUUUCUAUCCACGCGCAGGGGGUAUCGGCCAAUAUGAUCAAUUUACUCAGUGCCGCCUCACGAAUCGAUGUGCUCGACCUAUCUUACAUGUGCUACCGACCCAGAAACUGCGGCUACGCUUUGCACUACGGGGAUUUUCCGGGAUUUUUCUCGUUGGAUUGUCAUCCACGUGUGCUGAAGUACUGUUCGCGACUGGGACAGCAGUAUCUCAGCCACGCCGACAAUAUGCAGAUGUACGAGAGCCGUAUACGCGCUCUGCGCUAUCCACUUGCUACCCUCCUGCACGAAAUCAGCGUCGAACAGAUAGAGGUGUUCGAAACCAGCGCAGAAGCGCUUUGUCUGCCUAUGGCCACUUCAUAUACCUGGUCUUCACUUCGGCGCCUCGUCAUCACUGGAUUCUGGCCGGAUCCCCUCGAGCGCCUCGAAGUGCUUGAUGACCCGAACCUGGAAACUCCAGCAUGGAUAUAUCAGCACGUCCAUCUCGGCACACUCUUGGUUGCCGCUCCCAACCUUCGGGCCCUCAUCAUUCACUGCCAGUAUGCAGGUUGGCUACAGUACCCACAGUGCGUAGUCUGGCCGCGCGAUGACCCUGCAUAUGUUUCGUGCGUACCUUUGCUUGAGGAGUUUGAACUCUGCAAUCCAGCUGCUCGGGAUGGGAUCUUCGCCCAGCUACCGCCUUCUCUGCGCCAGCUUUCGCUGCUUCUUCUGCCGCACCUAAUCCAAAAUACGGAGAUGGACAUGGAGUGGGAACUCAGCGUCAUUGAUGCGUCUGUAGCUCAGAAUGCUCUCCUUCCUUCCGCUCUGAUAGAUGUCCUGUCUGCCGCGCCGUUGCCCGAUCUACGGCAGCUACGCUUCUCCUUUCGCGGCCCUACGGACAUGCGACUCUUCGAGGUUGUUGCGACGCUUUUCCCGCGACUCGAAUUGUUGGAGUUGCACGCGGAAAUAGGGCCAGGAUGUUUAUGGUCGGCGCAUGACCUGGCUCAAUGCGCGCGCGCACUCUCCCCGCUGGCUCAUCUUCGUGAGCUGCAUUUGAACACUUUUUCCGGGAUCGUAGACGGCAUGGGUAGAUGGCCCAAACGGCUCCGAGGAAUAGUCGGAAGGGUUCCAGCUUGCGACGGCAUACUUCGCCAGGACGUCGUCAAGGCACUAUUCGGGCCGUUGAAGGCAGUGGAGAUGCUAUGGCUUCCGGAUAUGCGCGUUACGAUGACAAAUCGCAGUCGUACCCGCAACUACUACAGCAGGGAAUGGCGCGUCUUCAGCGUGGUUCGAGGCAGAGGGAAACGUCCGCGCUUGACUGAACUGGAUCCGUUUCCAGAAUGCAUACACAUGACACAGAUUGAUGGCGCGCAGAUAGGACACUGUCUUCAAAACGUGUGACUUCAUGUUUUAAGGUCGACAGAUACUGUAUCACUGUCCCGUCCAAUCUGGUGACCCAUGCGAUGCGUCGA
Molecule: messenger RNA, 1718 nt
Organism: Schizophyllum commune H4-8
Lineage: Eukaryota; Fungi; Basidiomycota; Agaricomycetes; Agaricales; Schizophyllaceae
Exons: 5
Coding region: 10-1647 (545 amino acids)
Source: RefSeq, a predicted model, not a curated record